Molecule: messenger RNA, 1118 nt
Organism: Batrachochytrium dendrobatidis JAM81
Lineage: Eukaryota; Fungi; Chytridiomycota; Chytridiomycetes; Rhizophydiales
Exons: 1
Coding region: 301-975 (224 amino acids)
Source: RefSeq, a predicted model, not a curated record
ACAUGGUGACUACAAUAUACUUUAUUGUGAUGGGCUACACAACACAUUCUUGAAAUCACUAGCCCUGAUACUACUCUUCCAGCUCCAACAGCGAGCCAUCGUAUAAAGGGAUUCCUUUCUCAGAGUCGCAUUCACAUGUAUAAAGGUGAAACAACAUUAACUCUGACAACACUAGUUCCUUAGGGCGGCUACCUAGGGAGUCUGCUUUUUAAUAUUACCCGCCAAUAAUGGAUAUAAAUACGAUCCAACAUCGAACUGUUGAAUGACAUUUACAACAACUUGCGCAACCAAACCAGUAUAAUGAAACUAUCAAUCACCAUACUGUCAUCGAUCCUGGCUGUUUGCUCGGUUACUGUCGCCAAUCCAGUCGAUCCCAGUUCGACCAUGAAUGCUGAAGCUAGUGCUUCGACCACAAGCACUGAGGCUAGUACUUAUACAAUGAGUGCAGAGGUCAGCACUCCGACAGCCUCUACAAGCGGGGGUUCAACUGGUGAACCUGACUAUUCGAAUUUUCCUGAACCAUACAACAAACUUGGCAGAUAUUGCUAUCCAUUGGGUCUUCAUCAAAUGAUGCUUAUUGAAAUAGCUGCAAGAAAUUAUGCUAGAGUCAAAAAAGUGUCAGGUGGAAUUAAACUCCUAAUUGAUAAGAUUGAUCUUCAAAAAAAAUUAAUUGAGGAACUGAAGCAGCAAGCCGAAACUCAGGGUCAAGCUUCAAGCGGUUGGUUGGAUACUGCUAAAUCUGAGCUUGAAACGCAGCAAAAAGUUCUUGACGGAUUCGAAGAAUCGAUGAAAAAUCUCUUUGAGAAAAUUGAGGAUUUGACUAAAAAAUAUAAGGAUUCAGAGAAAGAACUUAAACAGCACUUGGGUCUGGAUCCAUCAGUGGAUGAUGAGGAUGACCUACAAUUGGAAUCAAUUCCCGGAUAUGAGGAAUGCUUCGACUAUUUCUACAAUCGCCCAUUACAGCGAUUGACAUAAUCCGGGCAUAGCUCUACUAAAGCAAUCGGACUUUAAUGUUGGCAUACAUUAUUUGUGUUUAUCUGUGCUACACCUAUACUUGUAGUACGUAAGCGUAGUCACCACUGAUGAUGACAUAGUGCUUAGGGACCUUGAACAAUGAU